AUGGCGGACUUUGACAUAAUCUUUGGAAUGAUUGUGACACCAAUUAUGCUUCGUUUGAUUGUCAGGGAAAAAGAGAGAGAGAGAGAGAGAGAGAUCAUUCUGCAAUGGCGACGUUCUGGAGACAAGAUCUUCAGGACCAAGUGCGCUCAGUGCCACACCGUCGAGAAAGGAGCUGGCCACAAACAAGGACCAAAUUUGCAUGGCCUUUUUGGAAGGCAGUCUGGCACAGCUCCUGGGUACUCAUAUUCUAAUGCCAACAAAAAUAUGGCUGUUAUCUGGUCAGAGAAUACAUUAUAUGACUACUUGCUUAACCCAAAGAAGUACAUCCCUGGCACGAAGAUGGUUUUUCCAGGACUGAAGAAGCCGCAGGAGCGUGCUGACCUCAUAGCAUAUCUGAAGCAGGCAACUUCCUAAUUCUUUUUGCCAUGUAUGGACGCUAUAUUUUGCUACGGUUGGAAGAGUUUUUUGAUCACUAGUUGCUAGUUUGGAAUUCUUUUCUCUCUCUC
Camellia sinensis is the source of this 506-nucleotide messenger RNA. Lineage: Eukaryota; Viridiplantae; Streptophyta; Magnoliopsida; Ericales; Theaceae. The record is from RefSeq and is a predicted model, not a curated record.